This is a messenger RNA of Tarenaya hassleriana, 1618 nucleotides long. RefSeq names its product scarecrow-like protein 23. Bases 263 to 1513 code for a protein of 416 amino acids. Gene Ontology annotation, molecular function: DNA-binding transcription factor activity; sequence-specific DNA binding. The transcript has a single exon. Gene Ontology annotation, cellular component: nucleus. The record is from RefSeq and is a predicted model, not a curated record. NCBI's taxonomy places the organism in Eukaryota, Viridiplantae, Streptophyta, Magnoliopsida, Brassicales, Cleomaceae. Gene Ontology annotation, biological process: regulation of DNA-templated transcription; bundle sheath cell fate specification; leaf development.
AUUUCAGACGAAAACAAAAGUUGUGGUGAUGAUUUGCAAUUAAGCCAUAACCAUACACUAAGGAGAACAAUGCCUUUCUGUCAAUUCGGGGAUCAGUUCCAAAUCUUUCUUGUCUUCUUCUCUCUGCAAAUCUUUUUGUCAUUUCUCCCCAAAAGCUCUUCGUCUUUCGAAUCUCUCCCUCUCUCUCUUCAAUGAUUCUCCCAGCUCUCUCCCUUCACAAAACCCACGCGAAGCUUCAUGUUCCCGAUUCAUCAUCACUCCCAUGAAAGCCAAACGUCUCGACCGGGAUUUCCCUCCUUCCGACGAUCCCCCCGCCGCCAAACGCCGCAAGGACGUCGAUUCCGAUCUCCAUAACCCCCACGACACCGCGGUGGCCGCAGCUGACGGGGUCGAAUCCACCGCAAUCCGGCUCCUCCGCCUCCUGUUACAAUGCGCCGAAUAUGUCGCGACGGAAAAUCUCCAGGAAGCCUCGAGUCUGUUGCUGGAGAUCUCGGAGAUCAGUUCUCCGUUCGCUUCGUCGCCGGAGCGUGUGGUCGCGUACUUCGCGCAGGCUCUACAAGCGCGCGUGUUCAGCUCCUGCCUCGGCGCGUACACUCCACUCACCGCCCAGAGGUCACUCACCAUGGCUCAGUCUCAGAAGAUCUUCGCCGCCUUGCAAUCGUACAACUCCGUCAGCCCGCUGAUCAAAUUCUCGCAUUUCACGGCGAAUCAAGUGAUCUUCGAGGCGGUGGAGGGGGAGGAUCGCGUCCACAUCAUCGAUCUCGACGUGAUGCAGGGACUUCAAUGGCCGGCGCUCUUCCACAUCCUCGCCUCCCGCCCCCGUAAGCUCCGGUCGGUGAGAAUCACCGGAUUCGGCUCUUCCUCCGUUCUCCUGGCGUCCACCGGCCGAAGACUCGCUGAUUUCGCGGCGUCGCUGGAUCUCCCCUUCGAAUUUAACCCGGUGGAAGGGAAACUCGGAGACCUAACCGAGUUGAGUCUGAGUCAACUCGGGGUGAGAUCAGACGAGAGCGUGGUGGUACACUGGAUGCAGCAUCGGCUGUACGACGUCACCGGAAGCGACGCCGGAGCUCUGGAGGCCCUGCGGCGAAUCAGGCCGAGGCUGGUGACGGUGGUGGAGCAGGAUCUGAGCCGCGGCGGAGAGAGGAGCUUCCUGGGGAGGUUCGUGGAGGCGCUGCACCACUACAGCGCGUUGUUCGACGCGCUUGGGGAGGGAAUGGAGGAAGAAAACGCAGAGAGAUACACAGUGGAGGAGCAGUUGUUUGGGAGAGAGAUAAAGAACGUUGUGGUAGGUAGAGGGGAGAGGAAGGUGGAGAGAUGGUGGGAGGAGCUUAGCCGGGUCGGGUUUAGACCCGUUUCGCUGCGGGGAAACCCAGCCGCUCAGGCGGGUCUGUUGUUGGGAAUGAUGCCGUGGAAAGGCUACAGUUUGGUCGAAGACAAUGGAACCCUCCGUCUGGGUUGGAAGGAUUUGUCUCUCCUGACCGCCUCCGCCUGGCUCUCUCCACCCUCCCCUUGAUUUUUUUUUUUUUAAAUAUUCCCAUCCCAUGUAUAAUUUUUUUUAAAAAAAAAAUACUUUUGUUUGAAUGACAAUAAUAAUCAAUCACAUUGGAGCAAAAAAAAU